GUCAUCAGUCGAGGAAGACAUAUCCUCAGCUGUGUUUUGGAAAACAGACGUUGGUUGCAUAGCCACAAGGAGCCUCACUUUGCUGUGUUCUUAAACAACCACUUUUAGUGGCGGCCCAUGAGAAGCAGCCAUGAGCGUGCCCGACUACAUGCAGUGUGCUGAGGACCACCAGACGGUGUUGGUGGUGGUGCAGCCGGUCGGCAUCGUGCCGGAGGAGCAGUUCUUCCGCAUCUACAAACGCAUCGCCAGCGUCAACCAGGUGAGCGUGCGCGACUCGCAGCGCCAGCUCUACAUCCGCUACCGCCACCACUACCCGCCCGACAACAACGAGUGGGGCGACUUCCAGACGCACCGCAAGGUGGUGGGCCUGGUGGCCGUGACCAGCUGCGCCUCGGCCAAGGAGUGGCCGCAGACCUCGGACCGCUUCCACGGCCAGAAGGAGGUGUACGGCGCCACGCUCUACGACUCCCGCCUGCUGGUGUUCGGCCUGGCCGGCGAGAUCGCCGAGCAGCAGCGCACCGACGUGGCCUUCUACUCCAGCUAUGACGACUGCCCCGACGUGGAGCGGCGCGUGGAGGACUUCGUGGAGUCCAUCUUCAUCGUCCUGGAGUCCAAGCGGCUGGACCGGGCCACGGAUAAGUCCGGGGACAAGAUACCGCUCCUCUGCGUGCCCUUUGAGAAGAAGGACUUUGUGGGUUUGGACACGGAUAGUAGGCACUAUAAGAAGCGCUGCCAGGGCCGCAUGAGGAAGCACGUCGGGGACCUGUGUUUGCAGGCAGGCAUGUUGCAGGACGCCCUGGUGCACUAUCACAUGGCCGUGGAGCUCCUGCGCUCCGUCAACGACUUCCUGUGGCUGGGAGCGGCUCUGGAGGGCCUGUGCUCGGCGUCCGUCAUCUUCCACUACCCCGGGGGCACGGCUGGGAAGUCCGCAGCCCGCAAGCCCAGCCUCUCACAGGCAGCAGACGCCGGGAAGAGGCACCGGCCAGGAGCUCAGGAGGUUCUCAUUGAUCCAGGCGCGCUCACCACCAAUGGAAUCAACGCCGACACCAGCACCGAGAUUGGCCGUGCCAAGAACUGCCUGAGCGCGGAGGACAUCAUUGAGAAAUACAAAGAGGCCAUCUCCUACUAUGGAAAGUAUAAGCUGGCGGGUGUGAUCGAGCUGGAGGCGUGUGUGAAGGCGGUGCGGGUGCUGGCCAUCCAGAAGAGAGCCAUGGAGGCGUCCGAGUUCCUGCAGAACGCCGUCUACAUCAACCUGGGACAGCUGUCGGAGGAGGAGAAGAUCCAGCGCUACAGCGUCCUCUCCGAGCUGUACGAGAUAAUCGGCUUCCAUCGCAAGUCGGCCUUCUUCAAGCGCGUGGCGGCCAUGCAGUGCGUGGCGCCCACCAUCCCCGAGCCGGGCUGGAGGGCCUGCUACAAGCUGCUGCUGGAGACCCUGCCUGGCUACAGCCUCUCUCUUGACCCCAAGGACUUCAGCAAAGGUACCCAUCGUGGUUGGGCCGCGGUGCAGAUGCGACUCCUCCACGAGCUGGUAUACGCCUCGCGCCGCAUGGGCAACCCCGGCCUCUCCGUCCGACACCUCUCCUUCCUGCUGCAGACCAUGCUGGACUUCCUGUCAGAUCAAGAAAAGAAAGAGGUGACUCAGAGUCUGGAGAACUACACGUCCAAGUGCCCGGGCGGGAUGGAGGUCAUCACCCUGCCGGACGGCCUCAAGCUGCCCGCUGUGCCCUUCACCAAGCUGCCCAUCGUCUCAGAGACACACCUGGGACUCCAUUUCUGCCAGAGCGUACUCAAGGAUGUCACCCCUUUGGAGAGGAGCCUGAUGGCAUCUUUAUUCAAUUUCCAGUGGGUGCGUGGAGACGUGUGUGAGGUGCAGCUGAUGGUCUACAACCCCAUGCCCUUUGAACUCCGCGUGGAGAACAUGGGACUCCUGACCUCUGGCGUGGAGUUUGAGUCUCUCCCUGCUGCCCUCUCCCUGCCUGCGGAGUCUGGUCUCUACCCAGUCACCCUGGUCGGGGUGCCGCGCACCGCUGGCAACAUCACCAUCAACGGCUACCACACGUCGGUGUUUGGAGUGAGCAGCGACUGCCUGCUGGAGGGGUUGCCGACGGUGAAGACGGGAGGCUGCAUGGUGGAGGUGGUGCCCUCAUUGCCACGCCUACAGCUCAGCACCUCCCUGCCCAGGUCGGCCCACCCCACCUCUGAGGAGCUGUCGAGCAGCGUGUCCCUGCAGCUGUUUAACGGGGAGAGCCAACAGCUGACCAUCACGCUGGAGAACAUCGGCACCGAGAAUCUGGAGACUCUCGAGCUCACCUCCAAGACCCUCACCACCAAAGAGAAGCUGUUUGGCGAGUUUGUGAGUUGGGACCUCCAGGAGGCGCUGUCCCACCUGCCCUUGAAGCCCGGCCAGUCCCUCACCAUCCCAGUCACCGUCAAGGUCAAACUUGACUUCUCGGGACAGGAGAACCUACUGCAGGACCUGAAUGACGAUGGCAUCAGUGUGACGGGCCUACCCAUCUCCAGCCCUCUGCGACAGGUCCUGAAACCGAGAGCAGAGUCCAAGCCAGUCAGCAGCGAGGCCGGCAAGGCCGAACACAACCACCUCAAGACGUUGGAGGCUGUGUUGAAUUUCAAGUACUCAGGGGGAGCGGGCCACGUGGAGGGCUACUACCGGGAGCUGUGUCUGGGGGUACGCGUGGACGUGGAGCCCUCCGUCUUCUUCACACGCGUCAGCACCCUGUCUGCCACCAGUACACGCCAGUGCCACCUGCUCCUGGAUGUGUUCAACUCCACGGAGCACGAGCUCACCGUCAGUUCCAAGAACAACCAGGACCUGCUACUGCACGCCAGCGAGUGCCAGAGGAUGGCGAUCCAGGUGGACAAGUUUGCGUUUGAGAGUGUGCUGGGAGGUGGCGGUGCGGGGGAUGUGGCGGAGCUGGAGCCGGCGCAGGAGCCCGAGCGCUUCACCAGCCCCAAGCAGCUGGAGGAGCAGAGGCUGCUGGCCCAGGCCGCACUCAUCAACACCACCCUCAACAUACGCUGGAACAUCCCGUCCCUCCAGCGUGAGGGGGAGGCCAGUGUGGAGGGGGUCCUCAACCAGCAGGUACUCGACCACCUGCAGCUGGCUCCACUACAGUGGGACGUUCUGGUGAGCGGUAAGCCGUGCGACUGUGACGCGGUGGCCGAGUGUCGCGUGGGGGAGGCGGUCGCCCUGGAGGUGCGGUUGACCAAUCACAGCCGGGCGGCGGUGGGCCCCCUGGCCCUGAGCGUGGUGCCCUUCCAGGACUACCAGAACGGGACGCACAACUACGACCUGAGCGACACGCUGACCUUCAUAGGCUCCAACACCUUCCAUAUCAACACGGUGGAGCCGUCCCAGAGUGCUGUGUGCCAGGGCGCACUGCUCUUCCUCUACACGGGAGACUUCUACCUGAACAUCAAGUUCCAAGACGACCGCUCCUCAUCCACCACCUCCUCCGCCACCACCACCACCGCCUCCUCCUCCGCUGGUCGAGAGCUGCCUGCCGCCUGGUUCUGCCUGCCCAGUGUGCAUGUACGCGCCCUGGAGUCACCCAUCGAGAACGGGGCCUGAAGGAGGAGGGUGGAGAAGAGGAGAUGCACUGGAGGGAGGGAUCGGUGGAGGGGGAAUGAAUGGAUGGAU
This is a messenger RNA of Engraulis encrasicolus (European anchovy), 3658 nucleotides long. RefSeq names its product trafficking protein particle complex subunit 9 (gene trappc9). NCBI's taxonomy places the organism in Eukaryota, Metazoa, Chordata, Actinopteri, Clupeiformes, Engraulidae. Gene Ontology annotation, cellular component: trans-Golgi network. The record is from RefSeq and is a predicted model, not a curated record. The transcript has 25 exons. Bases 131 to 3589 code for a protein of 1152 amino acids.